UCCCCUUCCACAACCCAAACUCCGCAUCUCAUAACCCACAAAAAAAGAAAAACAAAGGCGUAUCCAAUUAUUUCCUAUCAAUUAGUUUGAAAAUCCUCUGGCUCUGUUUGGAAAUGGCUUUCAAAGGGAUGGAGUUGGGUCUAGCAAUGGUGGUCCUGGUGGGCAUGCUAUUGGGUGAAGUUACAGCUCAAUCAAGUUGCUCAACCGCAAUCACAAGCUUAGCUCCAUGCCUCAACUACAUAACAGGAAAUUCAUCCACACCAUCAUCUUCUUGCUGCUCACAGCUCUCCAACGUCGUUCAGUCAUCCCCUCAGUGCCUUUGCUCUGUCCUGAACAAUGGAGGUUCUGUCUCACUGGGUAUCACCAUCAACCAAACACUCGCUCUUUCCCUUCCCGGGGCUUGUAAAGUGCGCACUCCACCCAUCGCCCAGUGCCAAGCUGCUAAUGGACCAACAGCUUCACCUGCUCCAUCUGGAAGUCUUUCGCCGCCGGCGGACUCUUCUGAUGGAAGCCCUGAAGGUGCUAUUACACCUUCAGCCUCAGACAUUCCUUCGGCUGGAGGGUCUAAAACAAUCCCAUCGACGGAGGGGAAUUCAUCAGAUGGUAGCAUCGUCAAAGCACCCCUGCAUUUUUUGCUAUUCUUCUUCUUCAUUCUCACAUUUGCUUCAGCUACUCUCUCCAAUUGAUUUUUUUUUUUUUUUUUUUUAGUCCUUUCCAGAACAGAGAUGAUUUGCCUGCCUGUAGUGCUAUUUAUUUAGUUUUAGAAAUUAUUGUUUUUAAUAUAAAUGUAUGCGGCUUGUGUAUUAUACAUGGUUGCCCCAUUGAUUGUGUGAGUGUGCGCUUGUAUUGAAUUAUUUGUUAUUU
Molecule: messenger RNA, 864 nt
Organism: Ziziphus jujuba (common jujube)
Lineage: Eukaryota; Viridiplantae; Streptophyta; Magnoliopsida; Rosales; Rhamnaceae
Product: non-specific lipid transfer protein GPI-anchored 5
Exons: 3
Coding region: 114-686 (190 amino acids)
Biological process (GO): lipid transport
Molecular function (GO): lipid binding
Source: RefSeq, a predicted model, not a curated record